AUGGCGUGGUUUAGCGGGAAAGUUUCUCUGGGAAACUUGGAUCUGGCUGGGGCGGUGAAUAAGUUCAGCGAGAGCGUCAAGAAUAUUGAGAAGAAUUUCGAUAAUGCUCUUGGUUUCGAAGAGAAGCCUAUCGAAUCCACUUCCACCAACGCCGAAGCACCAGGGGGACUAUGGCCGAUGAUGUCAUGGAACAAGGGUGAGGAUUCUGAUGCUGAAUCUUCAGGCGAUACAAAAUCCCCUCAGAAGUUAUCUACAGAUGAGGAAAGGCUUAGAUAUGAGGAUAGUUCACUUGAACCUUCAGAGAAAACUGGUUCUUCACAGAAAUCAUCCCCUAUCAAGGGAAGUCUUGAAAGUGAGGAUGGAGAUGCUGAGGCUACAGACAAAAAUGGUUCUCCACAGAAACUGUCUGUGGUUGAGAAGGUUCAAGAACGAGAAGAUGGCACUGAUGAGUCUUCUGGAAAAGUUCAAUCUCCGCAGAGAUUGUCCACUUCUGAAGAGCAUGAAACACGAAAAUUGACCUCUGAUGAUAAUUCGGUUGGGGAAAAUGAGGCACUUGAGGUCUAUGGAGCUGGUGAGCAGACUUCAGAACUAAAAUAUGAGAAUACUUCAGAACCUGUAACAGAGGACUCACGAAUACUGUCGCAACCUGUGCUUGUUGAACAAGCUGAAUCUAGAAUACAUCCAUUGCAUUCUGUUGUUGAUGUCCACGACAGUGACAUCUCAGGAGUGCAGGCUGUUGAAAAUUUGGAGUCGGUGGAGUCUAAGCUUGAAGCUAUUGAACCAGAUCAGGUGGAGAAUGUAUUGGUUGGUCAUGUGCCAGGGGAAUCAAUUUACAUGCAUCCAAAAGAAGAUGUAGAAAAGAAACUGGAGAUAACAGAGGGAAGUCCAGUUAAAGCUGAAGGCUCAAGUUACUUUGAGCCCGAGGUAUUAAGUGAUGCCCAAACUGGAGUAAGAGUUGAUCAGUCCGAUUUGCAGCCUGUCAUUGACAAAGAGGCUGAAGUUGAUCGUGAAGGUUCAGUUUCAUCUAGAGGUUCAUCAGAAAGGGCUUCUGAUGCAUCAAUUUCUAAUGAAGAUAGUGUUGAUGUUGUGGCAGUUGUCCCUGGAAAACAUGUAAAUGAUGGCAAGGUUGACAGUGAAGUGAAAAUUUUUGGUGCUGAAUCACUCUCACCUGAUGUUAUGCAUUCUGAACUCAAAAAACUGAAGAAGGAGAUGCAAAUGAUGGAAGCUGCAUUGCAAGGUGCCGCUAGGCAAGCCCAGGCAAAAGCAGAUGACAUUGCGAAAUUGAUGACUGAGAAUGAACAUCUGAAAGCUGUGAUUGAGGAUUUGAAGAGAAAGUCAAAUGAUGCUGAGGUUGAAUCCUUAAGAGAGGAAUAUCAUCAAAGAGUCGCAACUCUUGAAAGAAAGGUAUAUGCCCUGACAAAGGAGAGGGACACGCUGCGUAGAGAACAGAAUAAAAAAAGUGAUGCAGCCGCUCUUCUAAAGGAGAAAGAUGAAAUUAUUAAUCAGGUUAUGGCUGAAGGCGAAGAGCUUUCAAAAAAGCAAGCUGCCCAGGAAUCUACUAUGAGGAAAUUAAGGGCUCAGAUAAGAGAGCUUGAGGAAGAAAAGAAGGGUUUAACAACCAAACUUCAGGUGGAAGAGAAUAAAGCAGAAAGUAUGAAGAAGGACAAGACAGCGACCGAGAAAUUGCUGCAAGAAACGAUUGAAAAGCACCAAGCAGAACUCGCUGCACAGAAAGAAUACUAUUCAAAUGCUUUGACUGCUGCAAAAGAGGCUGAGUCAUUGGCUGAGGCGCGUGCCAACAAUGAAGCCAGAAUCGAAUUAGAGGGUCGGAUAAGAGAGGCAGAAGAACGUGAGACUAUGCUAGUUCAGGCACUCGAAGAGUUAAGACAAACCUUGAGUAGAAAGGAACAGCAGGCUGUUUUCAUUGAGGACAUGCAUCGCAGGGAGAUUGAUGAUCUUCAAAAACGUUAUCAAGCAAGUGAACGACGGUGUGAGGAGUUAGUAUCACAAGUUCCUGAAUCCACAAGGCCUCUUCUGAGGCAGAUUGAAGCCAUGCAGGAAACAAUGUCCAGAAGGGCUGAAGCCUGGAAUGCUGUGGAGAGGUCUCUCAGUUCUCGUCUUCAGGAAGCGGAGUCCAAAGCUGCAGAAGCUGAGGAAAGGGAAAGAUAUGUGAAUGACCGCUUGUCUCAGACUCUAUCACGGAUUAAUGUUCUUGAAGCUCAGAUUUCAUGUCUUAGAGCAGAACAGACGCAGUUAAGUAGGUCAGUUGAAAAGGAGAGGCAGAGGGCAGCUGAAAAUAGGCAAGAGUAUCUUGCGGCCAAGGAGGAAGCUGACACCCAUGAAGGUCGUGCUAACCAAUUGGAAGAAGAAAUUAAGGAGCUUAGACGAAAGCAUAAACACGAGUUACAAGAAGCACUUGUACAGAAGGAGAGAUUGCAGCAGGAAGUUGAGAAGGAGAAAGCUGUUCGGUUGGAUUUAGAACGGACGAGUCCUCUCAAGCCUGCUUCUGCAGCUGACCAUACUCCAAUAGCAAGGACCCAAUCAGCCAUUGAAAAUGGCCGCAUGACCCGGAAGCUCUCAAGUGUCGGCAGUUUGGGCAGUAUGGAGGAGGGCUAUUUCCUACAAGCGACUUUGGAUGCAUCAGACAGUCACAGCGAUAGGAGAAAUUCUGGAGAGCCAACUGUGAGCCCAUAUUAUAUGAAGAGCAUGACACCAAGCUCGUUUGAGUCUGCUCUUCGCCAGAAAGAGGGUGAACUUGCUUCGUACAUGUCUCGUUUGGCAUCGAUGGAAUCAAUUCGUGACUCUCUUGCAGAGGAGUUGGUUAAAAUGACAGAGCAGUGUGAAAAGUUGAGAGCUGAUUCUGCUCUGUUACCUGGAAUAAAAGCAGAGCUUGAUGCACUCAGGCGGAGACACUCGGCUGCUUUGGAGUUAAUGGGUGAACGUGAUGAAGAGCUGGAGGAACUCCGUGCUGAUAUUGUAGACUUGAAAGAAAUGUAUAGAGAGCAAGUGAACUUGCUUGUUAAUAAGAUACAACAAGUGAAUUCGUCGUCACGAGGUGCAUCUCAAGAGAAGAGCAGCGACGAAGGAAGUUUGCAGAGUACAGUGUCAUUAUAA
Linum trigynum is the source of this 3114-nucleotide messenger RNA. The record is from the annotation of a GenBank genome assembly. NCBI's taxonomy places the organism in Eukaryota, Viridiplantae, Streptophyta, Magnoliopsida, Malpighiales, Linaceae.